AUGCCAUCGAAGUAGAGCAGACUAGUGAACUCUGUAUCGAAAAACAUCCCAUCAAGCUUUUAAUUAAAGCAAUUAACUGCAAACAGAACAUAAACAGACUAUGAAAACACAUUUCCAAUUAUAGGAUCAAUGAUUAGAUAAGAAUCAUAGCUACCUCCUGAGAAUAAGGAAAAAAUUCAUAACAAUUCUACUUCUCAAAUUGAAGAAUCUUAUAUAAAAGAGGAGGACAUUUAUAAUUGUAAAUAAAUAAAAAACUUUCAAAAUUAAUGCUGUGACUUGCUUAACAAAAACUUUCAAACAAAUACUUCAUCUUAUUCGGAUAAAACUAUUGGCAAAAUAAAUUCAGUUUCUUACAACUAAAGAGUAAGCAUUGAAAACCAAAUGUCAAUCAAUUUACUCCCUCUUCAUGAUUUAGAAUUCCCAGGAUUGCCUAAAAAGUCUUAAAAUUUUCUACCUCUUAUCCAAAGCUAUUCAAUCGACGGCACGCAAGUUAACAUUUAAAAGGAAUGCAAAAAUAGUCAAUUUUCGUUUCUAAAUCAAACACAACUAUCGAAUUCAAGCAUUUCUAACCAUGUAAAUAAGUAAUAGUAGCAGUAAAUUUAAAGAAGCUCUGUAAAUUAUUAUUUAAAAUUGUAUUUUUAUAUUACUGAACAUAACCUAAACAAAAAGCUAUCUAAAGUGAGAAAGAAUUCAAAUUAUUCACCACAAAGAAGCUCGAUUAGCUUUACAAAGGUAAAUUAGAACAACAAUUUAUUUGGAAACGAAAUAGAAUUGAGAGAUGUGUAAAUGAAACGAAAUUCUUCUGAAGAAAAUUCCAAAAAAACAAGAUCAUUAGAAUAAUAGCAUUAAUAAGUUGUAUGUGAUAAUAAAAUGUUUUGUGAAAAAGAGCAAUAAUUAAUAGAUUUUGUAGAAGCUAAAAAGAAAUAAUUUUUAGAAGAAAAUUAAAAAAUACCAACAAAUUUAGAUUUAUUUUUUCAUUCUUAGAAGACAAUAGACCAUGCUAAAAGAAAAUCAUCAAACAUGUCAAAUUUUAUUGAUUACUGUGAUUACAAAGAAAUGUUUUAGUCUUAUAAAAACAAUUUUAACAGCCAAGAAGAAUCUUAAAAAUUUGAAUCAAGUGUUUUUACAAAUUGA
Messenger RNA from Tetrahymena thermophila SB210, 1134 nucleotides. RefSeq lists its product as hypothetical. The record is from RefSeq and is a predicted model, not a curated record. NCBI's taxonomy places the organism in Eukaryota, Ciliophora, Oligohymenophorea, Hymenostomatida, Tetrahymenidae. The transcript has 4 exons.